UGUUACAUAGUCUUCUUGUGCGUGUCGCUGUGCGUAAAGUGGAUCGCUCCACCUCCAGCCCGCUCUGUAUAAGCUCCCGCAAAGCUCCUUAGGAGCCAGUUUUACCACUGACUCACGGCAAAGAUGAGCUACGGAGACCGAUACACCUCGUCCUCCUACCGGAAGGUUUUCGGGACCUCUCCCAGGUUUCCUGCCUCCUCCUCCUCCUACAUGAGCAGCGCUCCUCCGCGGGCAUCUCCGGGGCUGAGGUCCCUGGGCGCCACCCGCAACAGCGCGUCAUCCGUGGCCGUGUACAGACGGGCUGGACGGGCGUCCGCCGCUUUCUCUCCGCUUCCCGUAGACACCCUCGACUUGACCCAGACCUCGGUGGUCAACAAUGAAUUCAAAGUCAUUAGAACUAAUGAGAAGGAGCAGCUGCAGGGUCUGAAUGACCGCUUUGCCAUGUUCAUCGAUAAAGUGCGGCACCUAGAGCAGCAGAAUAAAGUGUUGGAGACUGAGCUGGUGACGCUGCGGCAGAAACAGAGUGAACCAUCCCGCGUGGCUCAACUUUACCAGCAGGAGAUGAAGGACUUGCGGUCACAGCUGGAGGAGCUGAGCAGGGACAAGAACCGCAUCCUGAUAGAGAGAGACAACAUGGAGGAGGAGCUGCAGAAACUCAAUGCAAAGUUUGAUGAGGAGGUGAGGGCACGGGAGGAAGCAGAGCAAAUCUUGAGGUCGUUCAGGAAGGACGUGGAUGAUGCUACAGCGGUUCGCCUCAACCUGGAGCGUCAGGUGGAGUCACUGAUGGAUGAGAUCUCCUUCCUGAAGAAGGUCCACGAUGAGGAAAUCCAGGAGCUGAGCACGCUGAUGGAGGCCCAGCAGGUCUCCGUGGAGCUGGAGCUCGCCAAGCCAGACCUCACAUCGGCCCUGAAGGAGAUCCGCAACCAGUACGAGUCCAUCGCCUCCAAAAACCUGCAGUCAGCUGAGGAGUGGUACAAAAGCAAGUUCGACAGCCUCAGCGAGCAGGCCACCAGAAGCAACGAGGCCAUGAGGGCCAGCAGGGAAGAGAUCAGCGAGUUCAGGAGGCAGCUGCAGUCCAAGACCAUUGAGGUGGAGACCCUGAGGGGCACCAACGAGUCUCUGGAGAGGCAGAUCUCAGAGAUGGAGGAUUCUCACAAUGUUGAAGUCACAGCCAUGCAGGAAACUAUCGGCCACCUGGAUACCGAGCUGAGGAACCUGAAGGGUGAAAUGGCCCAACACCUGCGGGAGUAUCAGGACCUGCUAAAUGUCAAGAUGGCCCUGGACAUAGAAAUUGCUGCCUACAGGAAACUUCUGGAGGGGGAGGAGACUCACUUUAACUCAGGGAUGUCAUUUGGCGCAGCCAGCUACAGCUACCAGCCCCAAGCCUCCACCAGCGCAUCCAGAAGCAGCCACAGGGAGAAAGAAGGAGCCACCACAAAGGAAACCUUCAAAGAGAUCAGUGAGGAUAAAGAUGAGGCAGACAUCAACUCCAACAACUAAACAAAGAUAGACAGGCACAUCUGGAGUGAGAAAAACUACUUUAGACUGUAAAAGUGAAGUAAGCUUUUAGUCAUAUGCUGUAAUUAAUAUGUUAUGGGGCUGAUAAAAUGAUUCACAUUAGCAUUUAAAGUCAAUUAACGUAUUUGUUAAAAAAAAAAAAACAUUUUCUAGUAUUUUGAAAGUGAGCGUCCAGUACAUCAUGUUGUGUCCAACUCCAAAAAACAAGACAGAGCAAACAAAAUAGUCUGACACUAGGGGCCUAAAAACUGUAAAUAUGGACAAUCAGCACAAACAUUCUGGGGGCAGAAAUAACAGUCGAUAUGCUUUAGUAAUGACAUAUGUGGUACAGUACAUAUCGUCCUUCUGUCCAUGUUCACAGUGCUGUCACAUGCUAAAUAAAGUCAUGAGACAAGUC
Betta splendens (Siamese fighting fish) is the source of this 1915-nucleotide messenger RNA. Its product is annotated as alpha-internexin-like. The coding region runs from base 124 to 1500 and encodes 458 amino acids. Gene Ontology annotation, molecular function: structural constituent of postsynaptic intermediate filament cytoskeleton. The record is from RefSeq and is a predicted model, not a curated record. Lineage: Eukaryota; Metazoa; Chordata; Actinopteri; Anabantiformes; Osphronemidae. The transcript has 5 exons. Gene Ontology annotation, cellular component: postsynaptic intermediate filament cytoskeleton; intermediate filament; cytoplasm. Gene Ontology annotation, biological process: intermediate filament organization.